AUGGCGAAAGAACAAGGAAGGAUGAUGAGCCCUAAGAAGACGAUAGAGAAGAACAGGGGGAACAAGAGAUUCGGAAAGCUCGUCUCAGAAGCAGACAAAGUGCAGAAGGGACACUACAUACCAUGGGCAAGGUCUCAGAAGCCUGGAUCUGUGAAGGAGAUCGUGUUCAAUCCUCAGAGUCGCAAGACUUUUGUUACUGGAUUUCGCAAGAGAAAGGAGCAAAGGCGAGAGACAGCGAAAAAAUCGAUAGUUGACAAAGAAAAGGCCGCGAAAAGGAAGGAGAAGAGAGAGAAAAUGCGCGAUAUGCUCGAUGCAUAUGAAAGACGCUCAAAUGAAAUGAAAAACAUGAUGAACGGGGGGGAUAAUGAUAGUGACGAUAUCGACGAUAGUGAAUCUGAGUCUGAUAGAGAGGAGGAGGUAAGGGCAGAAAACAAUCACUAUGAGUUUGGUUUUGGUGGAAAGGCAAACGCAAUCACGGUGGAGGUGAAGGAGAUGGAUUUGGAGCAGCUGCAUAGCGAGUCUGUGGCAACUUCGAGUCUUCCUGCAUUGCCCAUGCAAGACAACAAACCAAUCUCAAAGAAGAAGAAGCAGGAAGGAAAAGGGCGGAAGAGGCAUCUCAAAAAGGAGAAGCUGCCGAAAACAAAGCGAGACAAGAGAAAGGGGAAGAAACAUUAA
This is a messenger RNA of Guillardia theta CCMP2712, 675 nucleotides long. RefSeq lists its product as hypothetical. Bases 1 to 675 code for a protein of 224 amino acids. The transcript has 6 exons. Gene Ontology annotation, cellular component: nucleolus. Lineage: Eukaryota; Cryptophyceae; Pyrenomonadales; Geminigeraceae. The record is from RefSeq and is a predicted model, not a curated record. Gene Ontology annotation, molecular function: RNA binding.